AAGAUGUCUCAUGCUGGGAAACGAUAUCAAGAUAAGCAAUACAGGCAUCAAGAGAACCAUGGAUCUCACAGAUAUGAUGAAGACAGAAGAGUGAGAAAACCAUACCCCUACAAUGCAAGGUGUUUUGAAGUUUGUGGAAAUCACAGUUAACCUGCUGGUGCUGAUCUGCGUGGGCGCUGCCCAGGCUUCUGUCGCAGGCUUCACCUCCCUCGGCGGCUUGGCCACCGGAUCCUUUGGCCUGAAUUCAGCCUACAGCCCCUUCGAGGGCACGGAGCUGAAGGAGGUGAGGGAGCUGGACAUGCAGUUCACUCAGAUGAGAGCCCCUUGCGUGUACGGCGGAGUCGCCUUCAGCUUAACCGCAGCCGUACUUACCCUCUUCUUCCUCGUCGUGGGGGCGAAGCCCAUCCAGCGGCUCAGGGUGAGGCUGCUGGUGGGUGAGUGCGUCUUCAACGUGCUGGCAGGCGCUGCCUACGUGGCGGCCAUUGGCCUGUACCUGCACUUUGUCAGGCAGGUGAACGCCACGGAGGUGUGCGCACGGCGGGAGCGGCUGUACGCACGCCGCGGCUACACCUCCAUGAGCUGCACCGUGCAGGGCGGCGAUGCUGCCGUCGGCCUCUUCGGGGUGGCCGCUGCCUGCUUGUACUUCGGCAGCUUCGUGGUCUGCAUCCUCGCCAUCCGGACCGUCCGGGCCUUCCGGCGCCAGGCGGCUGAGCCUCAGCGCAGCCCCAAAAGCAGCGUUGGAGACAGGAGCGGCAGAAACCACCCUGCUAUCCCCAGGAACUCUGAAAGCUCCCACAAUGUCCAGGCUCUCGCCACCUUAGUGUGAAGUUGGCUCUGGGACCGUGACAGAGAGCUGGAGCUUCAGCAAGGGAUGGACUCUGGGCAUCACAUGCUAAACAGAUGAACUCUCCACAAGGUUUUGUCCUGCAAGGUGCUGAAGUGUGCACUCAGUCACUAACUGCAACAACACAGCUAUAACAUGAUGUAAUAAAAUCAACGUGGAGGAGAUGUUUUGACAAGGGUUUUUGGAGCUGGACUCCUGCAUUUAAAACGUAUGUGACUGUA
Colius striatus (speckled mousebird) is the source of this 1065-nucleotide messenger RNA. RefSeq names its product MARVEL domain-containing protein 3-like. The record is from RefSeq and is a predicted model, not a curated record. The transcript has 2 exons. NCBI's taxonomy places the organism in Eukaryota, Metazoa, Chordata, Aves, Coliiformes, Coliidae. Bases 113 to 826 code for a protein of 237 amino acids. Gene Ontology annotation, cellular component: membrane.